This is a messenger RNA of Kickxella alabastrina, 564 nucleotides long. Its product is annotated as Golgi apparatus membrane protein tvp-23. Gene Ontology annotation, biological process: protein secretion; vesicle-mediated transport. Lineage: Eukaryota; Fungi; Kickxellomycota; Kickxellomycetes; Kickxellales; Kickxellaceae. The transcript has a single exon. The coding region runs from base 1 to 564 and encodes 187 amino acids. Gene Ontology annotation, cellular component: Golgi membrane. The record is from RefSeq and is a predicted model, not a curated record.
AUGUUCCAGGUGUCCAGCCACCCACUCGCCCUCCUCUUCCUCCUCCUCUUCAAGUCAUUUGCCCUGGCCCUCUACCUCCUAGGCAACUUCUUCACGGACAAUUUCAUACUCAUAUUCGUCCUCUGCGUGCUCACACUAUCGGUGGACUUUUGGACAGUGAAGAACAUCUCCGGCCGGCUGCUUGUCGGCCUGCGGUGGUGGAAUGAGGUGAAUGAGGAUGGAACGAACCAGUGGAUUUUUGAGAGCCGCGAGCAGGGUGUCGGGGUCAAUGCUAGUGAUUCGAGGAUAUUCUGGGCCAUUCUGUAUGGUACUCCGGUGGUUUGGGGGCUUUUGGCGAUUGUGGCGUUCUUUAGCUUGCGGUUCCAGUGGUUGCUCAUUGUUAUCAUUGCGGUUCUGUUGGCUACCGCUAAUCUUAUUGGGUACCAGAGGUGCGAUAAGGAUCAAAAGCAGAGGUGGAACCAGGGGACGGCUGCCGCUGGAUCCAUGAUGGGAAGCAUGAUGUCUGGCUUCAUGUCUAAUGCCAUCGCCUCGGGUGUUGUUGGCCGUUUCUUUAGCCGUGGAUAA